Fusarium sp. VM40 is the source of this 1062-nucleotide messenger RNA. The record is from the annotation of a GenBank genome assembly. NCBI's taxonomy places the organism in Eukaryota, Fungi, Ascomycota, Sordariomycetes, Hypocreales, Nectriaceae.
AUGGCUUCACUUUGCAACUACAGCCAUCCCGAUCCCCAAAUCGCGCAGGGACUAGUUCCCCACGGCGCAGGGAAACUUUUUCCCUACAACCCCGAGUUCUACGAUAACGCGAGUGGCUUGUACGGCCCCGGCACCAUAUACUGCUGGUACAUGCUCCUCGUGUCUGUCGUCGCCAGCUGGUCGUUCCAUCAAGCCGACCAUGGCAGCUUGAAAGAUCCCGGGCUUUCCAGUGAUCUUAUCGGCGCUUUGGCAUAUCCUGUGUUUGCCGCCACGGAUCUUCUUGUCCAGUCUAUACGUAUGCGGGGAAUGGACCAUCGCGCGAUAGCUAUUCUAUGUCUCCGAUAUCCAAAGCAUGAGCUCGAUGCUUACGGCCCGUUUGAUAACGUUGAAAUUGAUUUGCAUCAUAUUCCUCUCGAUUUACUCAACUUCGGACAGCAUAUUGUCGAUAUCACCGGGCCGCUCACGAUCCGUUAUACUGCUACCUCAUUCCUAUUUCUCCUCUACAUACUAUUCUGUUCCAGCAUGGAUUUGGGCGGUACAAGAUACUGGAAACCAAUACCCGCAGUGCGUUGGGUGAUGUACACCGUUUAUGGCUACAUUCUACUUAUACUUGCCGUUUUCCAUCUAAGUCUCGACAACUGGUUUGCCAGCUUCUUUCUCUUCUACAUGGAAACAACGCUACCCGCCGAGAUCAUAAUGGCUUACGUGUCGACUUUCACUAUAACAAUAGCUCUCAUCUGCUUCCUGGCCAUGCUCGUCUGGGCUGUGAUUGGCAAGGACCGUGGGCAGGCGAUAGAGGCUUUGAAGGCGAUUGGAUGCGUUCUCUAUUUCAUGAUACUACUGGCGAUGCCUUCUAUGAUGGUUCUUCGUUGGAACGAACUUGGUGCCAUGCCAGAUUUGGGUAUCCGAGUUAGCGAGAGAGAUCAGUUGGCGACCUUGAUUGUGGGUGUGUUUACAUUAAGUCUGACGUUUUUUGACAUUGGUCAUCACUUUUACCGAAAGAUGAACGGGCGGGAGGUUACAGAGGAGAGCAUAGAGAUGCUGCCUGCAAGUGAAGUAUAG